Messenger RNA from Kwoniella mangroviensis CBS 8507, 2607 nucleotides. RefSeq lists its product as uncharacterized. The transcript is spliced from 3 exons. Bases 1 to 2607 code for a protein of 868 amino acids. Gene Ontology annotation, molecular function: secondary active sulfate transmembrane transporter activity. Gene Ontology annotation, cellular component: plasma membrane. Gene Ontology annotation, biological process: transmembrane transport. The record is from RefSeq and is a predicted model, not a curated record. NCBI's taxonomy places the organism in Eukaryota, Fungi, Basidiomycota, Tremellomycetes, Tremellales, Cryptococcaceae.
AUGAAAAGUAUAAGUACCGACAAGAUUUGGAAUUAUAAAGGGAAACAGAAAGCUACAUUCGUAGAUCAAGAUCCAGAUCAAAAUCACUCUGAAACAGUUCCGACAACGAAUCCAAAUUCAGUCAGCAACACGAAUACGAAUUCAACAGGAGGUAACCAUCCUUUCAUUCGUAUUCACGAACCAUCUCCACCUUCCUCCCCUUCCUCUUCGUCAUCAAGACGUCCCGCCAAGAUGCAGACGGUACAUGAAGGCCAACAUCAUCAAUCCCGUGGUUUAAAGACCAAAGUGAAGAAUUACUUUGGAUACACCGAUACCACACCUGAGACCAUCUCAGUCAUUAGUUGGGCAAAAAGUGCAACCCCAAAUGCUAGAUCAGGAGUGAAGAAUUAUCUUCUCUCCCUCUUCCCUUUCUUACAAUGGGCUCCAAGGUAUAACUUGACAUGGUUGUUCGGUGAUCUCGUUGCCGGUAUUACCGUCGGUAUGGUCUUGGUACCUCAAUCCCUCUCCUAUGCCAAAAUCGCCUUACUCGAACCUCAAUACGGUCUCUACUCCUCCUUCAUCGGUGUGCUCACCUAUGCUUUCUUCGCCACUUCGAAAGAUGUCUCUAUCGGUCCUGUGGCAGUCAUGUCAUUAGAAACCGGAAACAUCAUUGCCAAAGUUCAAUCCGAAUUUGGCGAUCUCUACUCCGCUCCGUUAAUCGCAACUGCUCUAGCGUUCAUUUGUGGUUUCAUCGUGUUGGCAAUUGGAUUGUUGAGACUUGGAUGGUUGGUUGAAUUUAUUCCUCAACCUGCGGUAUCGGGAUUCAUGACUGGUUCAGCCCUCAACAUCGCCGCUGGUCAAGUUCCAGCUUUGAUGGGUUUAGCCAAGAGGUUUAACACCAGAGACGCAACCUAUAAAGUCAUUAUCAAUACUUUGAAGAACCUUAGAUUCAGUUCAUUAGAUGCUGCCUUUGGAGUGACUUCUCUGGCUUUGCUGUACUUUAUCAAAUGGGGUUUGGCCUGGGUAGGGCAAAAGAAACCCAGAUAUGCCAGAGCUGCAUUCUUCGCUUCUUGUGUCAGACACGCUUUCGUCAUCAUCAUCUACACCAUCAUCUCAUGGCGAAUCAACAUUCACCACAAGACCGCCCGAAUCGCCCUGGUAGGUAGUGUACCAUCUGGUCUUCAACACGUUGGUAGACCCGAGAUCACCGGUGAACUCAUUGCUGCCAUCGGUCCUCACAUCCCAGUCGCCACUAUCAUCUUAUUAUUGGAACACAUCUCGAUUUCAAAGUCUUUCGGUCGAUUGAACGGAUACAAGAUCAACCCCAACCAGGAACUGAUUGCCAUCGGAGUGAACAACACCCUCGGUACCCUUUUCUCUGCUUAUCCUUCCACCGGUUCCUUCUCUCGAUCAGCCUUGAAAUCCAAAGCGGGUGUACGAACUCCCGCUGCAGGUCUGGCCACUGGUGUAGUAGUCAUUGUCGCCCUAUACGCCGUUGCCCCUGCUUUCUACUGGAUUCCUAAUGCCACUCUUUCAGCCUUGAUCAUCCACGCCGUAGCGGAUUUGGUUGCUUCUCCCAAGCAUUCUUAUGCUUUCUGGAGGGUUUCACCUUUGGAAUACAUCAUCUUUGUCGGUGCGGUCCUCUGGUCAGUCUUCUACACAAUCGAGUCCGGUAUCUACUGGUCUCUCGCCACCUCCAUCGUUUUGUUAUUGGUCAGAUUGGCUAGACCCAAGGGACAUUUCCUCGGUCGAGUGAGGAUCAAGCCUGAAUCUGCUGAAGGCGGUCAUCAAACCAGAGACGUGUAUCUGCCACUCUGUUCAGAAGCUCAUCAAGAUAUCCCCGUCGAAGCUCCUCCACCUGGUGUGGUGAUCUACCGAUUCGAAGAAUCUUUCUUAUACCCCAACGCUUCAUUGAUCAACGAUCGAAUUGUCAACUACGUCAAACAACAUACUAGACGAGGUAAAGAUUUCACUGGUAUCUCAGCAGGUGAUAGACCAUGGAACGAUCCUGGACCCAAAGCCAAAGACGCCGCGAUCUUAGCAGAGAACGACUUGACCAAACCUAAACUUCGUGCUGUCAUCUUGGAUUUCACCGCUGUAGCCAACCUCGAUACGACCGGUGUACAAAACCUGAUUGAUACCCGAGUAGAAGUUGAGAAAUGGGCAGAUGCCAAAGUUGAAUUUCAUUUCUGUGGUAUAUUGUCACCUUGGAUUAGAAGAGCUUUGAUUGCCGGUGGAUUUGGACAGGGAAACACCAGAAAGGGAACUGCAUUGGAAGUCGCUCCUGCUGUGAUCGAAAAUUUGGAGAAUGUAGCUUCGCCUCAUCCCGUUCCUGAAAGAGAUGAAGAUGGAUUCCCAAUUAACAAUAGACCGAUUGACAUCGAGACUGGCCAAUACGAUCAGGACCAACAAGGUGGAAGUGCAAGUGGUACAUCUUCAUCUAGGGGUUCGUACGUUGACGAAAAGGACGCUCAUGGAGUAUCAUUAAGCAAGGAUGGAGGCUAUGCAAGGAGAAGAACUUCAGAGAAUUCACAAAAGACUGUUCCACUGGUGGAUCGAUCGACUCCAUUCUUCCAUUUUGAUCUACACGAUGCUAUCAACUCGUUGCAUCUUACGGAAGAUCAAUAG